Molecule: messenger RNA, 886 nt
Organism: Diorhabda sublineata
Lineage: Eukaryota; Metazoa; Arthropoda; Insecta; Coleoptera; Chrysomelidae
Product: FUN14 domain-containing protein 2-like
Exons: 4
Coding region: 185-712 (175 amino acids)
Biological process (GO): autophagy of mitochondrion
Cellular component (GO): mitochondrial outer membrane
Source: RefSeq, a predicted model, not a curated record
UUAUAUAUAAUAUUUACUGUGUUUUAAGUAUAUGCAUGUGUUAUAAAAAUAAUAGAAACUUCAAUUUUCAUAUCAAUAAUCCAUUAUAAACUACGUAAUUUUCUAUGGGUUGUUCCCAAAACUACCCAUCUCUAGCAUUACCUAUAAACGAAUAUUAUGUCAUGUGAAUAUUCUUAGAGUAAAAAUGCCGAGUUUAAUUGGAAGACGACCAAUUUCUGGAAAAGAUGAUAUAAAUGAAGCGGUGGAUGAUGCUGGAAGUCAGGCCAAAUCAUUUUUUCAAACAGUUUUCGGUGAUAUUAGUAAAACAUCGGCUAGUAAACAGAUUAUUCUAGGAGCUUCUUCGGGAUGGAUAACUGGAUUUGUAACUAUGAAAGUAGGAAAAACUGCUGCUCUUGCUUUAGGCGGAGGUAUAAUACUUUUACAAGUUGCUAAUGAGAAGGGAUACAUUAGGAUAAAUUGGAAUAAAAUUAAUAAGAAUCUAGACAAAGUAGUUGAUAAAGUGGAGGAACAAAUUACUGGUGAAAGUUCAUCUUGGACAGAUAAGGCUGAAAGAUUUCUUGAUAGGAAACUAGAUCAAGCAGAAGACGUUAUUAGGAAAGGUAAAAAUAAAGCAAACAAAUGGUAUUCAGGUAGUAAUUAUCAAGUGAAAGAGAUGCACAUAUUCCUAGUCUCCUUCAUAGCUGGAGUUGCUAUAGGAAUAGGCACUUCUUAAACACACUUAUAUGUAGGUAUAUUAUAACAAUCAUUUCUCGUAUUAUAUUCUAAUAAAAUAAAUGUAAUAUAAUCACGCAUUGAAUUAGUUUAGAUCUGUAUUAUUAUUACUUAAUUAACUGUAUUAUUCUAUUGACGCUUGUAUGAUUAAAAAAUAAAUGUAUUGUUAGACCAA